AUGGUUGGUCCGCGCCUCCUUCGCCGUCCGUCUCAGUUUGUGCUCUGGUCAGUGGCGGCCGAGCGGGAGCUGUGGCGCGUGACCUGCGGUGGCGGCCACCGCUCCUGGGCGCUCUCCGUCUCCAGCGACGCACUCUGGCUCAGCUGGGUCUCAGAGAGGCAGGUCCGACACGUCUCCUGUCUCCUGGCCGAUCUUCAGACGUCGGUCAUUAAGUCGGGCGUGAACGCGCUGUCUGUUCGGCCGGCGCCGGGCGGCGCCGUUCAGCUGCUGACCGGCGGCGAUGACGGCGCGCUCUGCCUCAGCCAGCUGCGGACAAACGGAGCGCGGCCUCGGCUGGAGACGGCUGCCCGUCAGACGGGCGCGCACACCUCUCAGAUCACAGCCGUGCUCUGGCUGCCGGACGGCCGUCUGCUCUCUGUGUCGGUGGACCAGCGCGUGUGCGUCUGGUCGGAGCGCGCCGGUCAGCUCCGGCUCGACUCCACCCGCCUGACGGCCGUGGCGGACGCCAAGGGCGCUCUGCUCUGGACCGAGGACGGGACGGUCAUGGUGCUGGUGUACGGCGAGGGUCUGGAGCUGCUGCGUCUUGAGGUCACUGAGCUCACCGGAGUGCCAGCCGAGGGCGGACGACUGAUGCGCCUCGGACGCGCGGUGUAACGUCAGAGGUCGGCGGGGUCCGAUCGCCGAUCAGGACCGGCGGUAGCCGCGCUCGUCAUGCACCACGGAUAUGCCACUUUGUUGUGCUCGCCGAGCAGCGGGCUGACGCCACCACGUGCUAAGGACAAUAUGCGCACGCCGCGUGCAUUUGCACAGACAAGGUGUCUUGCCACGAAUCAGUUUUAUAUCAGAGAUGCUAUAGACUUUCAAUGACCGGGCCUUCGGUGCGACAGAGCUUGUGACGGCGAAUGCAAACGUUGUUUGAAUUGCGGACGGAGAGCAGCGAGACGACGGGCUACCAAGGUAACUUUUGUCAAUGUUUUGUAUUUGUUGAUUUGCAGAUAUCGCCGUCUGGACGACUGACAAGUCAUGUUAUGUCUUAUGCGCGGAUUUUGUCUGUUGCGACACGCCGCGACGUCAGUGACAUGCUGACACCAUGAAAGGCUACGUCAAGCGCAGGAUGCAGCACUUGUGUGUAUGGAGGAAGUUGCUGUCUCCGUCCAAGACUGUAACUUCCGUCGGCGUUUUGGCGGAUUAAUAAAUACAACCU
Molecule: messenger RNA, 1204 nt
Organism: Pollicipes pollicipes
Lineage: Eukaryota; Metazoa; Arthropoda; Thecostraca; Pollicipedomorpha; Pollicipedidae
Product: putative WD repeat-containing protein C1306.02
Exons: 5
Coding region: 1-654 (217 amino acids)
Biological process (GO): tRNA methylation
Cellular component (GO): cytoplasm
Molecular function (GO): protein binding
Source: RefSeq, a predicted model, not a curated record